GAUAAGACUGUCAGUGUACUGCCGGAGAUCGGGAGAAGUGAAUCGUAGCGUGGCAAUUAGCUGCAGUCGCUAAGUGCAGGGAAGUGCAAUCGAAAACAUGUCGGAACUAAUCACAGUGCUCUACGGGAUACUUGCGUUUCUGAUAUUUGCUCCGUUUCUGCAAUGGCUGAUCAAACGGGUGCAACUGAUACAGAUAAUUGACAGAAUCCCUGGACCGAAGUCAUAUCCAUUGAUCGGAACGACCUACACGUUUUAUGGCAAAAAGUUGCACGAGAUCUUCUACGUGAUAGACGAGCGUACCAAACGCUAUCCGGAAAUCCACCGCAUAUGGACCGGAAUGUUUCCGGAGGUGAGAAUUUCGAAAGCGGAAUACGUGGAAACGAUUAUCGGUGCCAGCAGGCACAUCGAAAAGUCCAACGGCUAUCGCUUCCUGAUGGACUGGUUAGGCGAAGGAUUACUGACGUCGAAAGGUGAACGUUGGUUCCAGCAUCGCAGGCUUAUAACUCCCACCUUCCACUUCAAUAUCCUGGAUGGAUUCUGUGAUGUGUUUGCGGAGCAUGGCGCUGUUAUGGUAAAAUGUCUAGAGCCAUUCGCAGACACAGGCAAACCGGUCAACGUUUUCCCAUUCAUCGCAAAGGCCGCACUGGACAUCAUCUGCGAAACUGCAAUGGGUGUUAAAGUGAGCGCGCAGACGGGCGGCGAAAACGAGUACGUUGAGGCAAUUUAUGAUGUGAGUGCACUCUUUCUUCAAAGGAUGAUUCGACCGUGGCUUUAUUCCGAUUUUAUUUUCAAACUAUCGAAAUACGGGCGAAAGCAGAAAGAAGUUUUAAAUAUCAUUCAUGGAUAUACCAAAAAAGUCAUACGGGAUCGAAAGGAAGCUCUACAGCGUAAGCGAGUCACCGCCGGAAGCGAAGCCACCCUGGCGGAAGUCACCGGAGACAUCUACGGUGCAAAAAAGCGGCUGGCUUUUCUCGAUCUGCUGCUGCAGGGAAAUGAAAAAAAUAAUCAACUUACGGAUGACGAUGUUCGCGAGGAGGUCGACACGUUCAUGUUUGAGGGUCACGAUACAACGUCUGCUGGCAUGAGCUGGGCACUGUUUCUCCUCGGAUUGCAUCCGGAUGUGCAGGAUAAAGUGCACCAGGAAAUUGAUUCGAUUUUCGCCGGUUCGGAUCGUCCGGCCACGAUGAAGGAUCUGAACGAGAUGAAACUGCUGGACCGCUGCCUAAAGGAAACGCUCCGAUUGUAUCCAUCCGUGUCGUUAUUCGGGCGAACGUUGAGCGAGGACGUCACACUCGGCGGGUACCACAUCCCGGCUGGGACCCUGGUCGGUAUUCAUGCGUAUCACGUGCACCGCGACGAAAGGUUUUUCCCGGACCCGGAAAAGUUCGAUCCCGAUCGCUUUCUGCCGGAAAAUAUGGAAACACGUCAUCCGUUUGCGUACAUCCCGUUCAGCGCCGGACCACGGAACUGCAUUGGGCAAAAGUUUGCCUUGCUUGAGGAAAAAAGUGUCAUCUCAUCGGUGCUGCGAAAGUUCAGAAUACGUGCUGCAAAUACACGUGAGGAGCAACAAAUCAACCAUGAACUUAUCACUCGACCCAAGGAUGGAAUCAGCUUGUUUUUGGAAAAGCGGAACUAGGGAUCACUCACGAUCGUUAUUAUAUGGAACAUUACGGUCAGGCGAUUGUUGUGUACUCUGUAGAUAAUUACAAAAGCUGCUUAAAAAGAUGAUUGAACACUAUAAAACUUGUAUAACAUAAAUCAGAGCUGCUGGUGACGUUUUUACAGACAACAUACGAUAUACGUUGCACUUUCAGCCUGAAUUGUACCCUAGAGAGAAAAUUCCGAACAAAGUACUACACAGAUAUCAAAAUAUCAACCAUACUGAUGUACAUAAGUGCAGCUAGUGUGUGAACGCAUAAACUACAAUAAAGUCCAUUAGUCUAAACAUAA
Messenger RNA from Malaya genurostris, 1950 nucleotides. RefSeq names its product cytochrome P450 4C1-like. Gene Ontology annotation, molecular function: monooxygenase activity; iron ion binding; oxidoreductase activity, acting on paired donors, with incorporation or reduction of molecular oxygen. The record is from RefSeq and is a predicted model, not a curated record. The coding region runs from base 98 to 1636 and encodes 512 amino acids. Lineage: Eukaryota; Metazoa; Arthropoda; Insecta; Diptera; Culicidae. The transcript has 8 exons.